This is a messenger RNA of Kuraishia capsulata CBS 1993, 1425 nucleotides long. RefSeq lists its product as uncharacterized. NCBI's taxonomy places the organism in Eukaryota, Fungi, Ascomycota, Pichiomycetes, Pichiales, Pichiaceae. Gene Ontology annotation, cellular component: mitochondrial inner membrane. Gene Ontology annotation, biological process: intracellular monoatomic cation homeostasis. The record is from RefSeq and is a predicted model, not a curated record. The transcript has a single exon. Bases 1 to 1425 code for a protein of 474 amino acids. Gene Ontology annotation, molecular function: ribosome binding.
AUGUUGGGAGUGAAUACUGGCCGCCAUCAGAGUCUAUUGGGGUUGAGGCUCGCCUCUACUGAGUCAGGUCCCAAGACUGAAUCUACUAAGAAACCAGUCGAAGCGAUUCAAAAGGCCUCCGAGACGGCCCCGAAAGUCCCAGAAACCGCCGUUGUGAAACAACCGCUCUGGGACCGUGUCAAGCACGAGGCCCAGCACUACUGGGACGGAACCAAGUUGCUUGGAUAUGAGGUCAAAGUCUCCAGCAAAUUGCUUCUGAAGAUGGCCGCUGGCUACGAAUUGACCCGUAGAGAGACCACGCAACUUACCCGCACCAUCACAGAUAUCAUGAGGUUAAUCCCUUUUUCGAUGUUUGUUCUGAUACCAUUUGCGGAGUUGCUGUUGCCUGUUGCUCUGAAAUUGUUUCCAAACAUGCUGCCGUCCACAUAUGAGUCCAAAUCCGACAAAAAGAAGAAGACCAAGACGUUGAUCAAGACGAGACAGGUGACAUCCGAGUUUAUCCAGCGCACCGUGCAAGAGAGUGGGUUGAACUUGCCCAAAAAUGCCACGGAAUCUGAGAAAACGAAUUUUGUGGAGUUUUUCCGUCUCGUGCGAAACGGCGAGAAGCCCACUCACGAGCAGUUGAUUCGUAUCGCAAGAUACUUCAAGAAUGAUCAGGUUUUGGACAACUUGUCCAGACCACAGCUAGUUGCCAUGGCGAAGUAUAUGAAUCUGACGCCGUUUGGAACUGACGAGAUGUUGCGUUACCAGAUCAGAUACAAGCUUCUUCAGGUGAUGAAAGACGACCGGGCCAUUGACUACGAGGGUGUUGAGAGUCUAUCUAUUCAGGAGCUCCAGAGUGCAUGCGCUUCGCGUGGUAUCAAGACCUUUGGUGCUUCCCCAGCGAGACUGCGUGAUGAUCUGAACAUCUGGCUGGAUUUGCGCCUUCGCCAAAAGAUUCCAUCCACUCUGCUCAUUUUGUCUUCGACAUUCACUUAUGGUGAGCAUGCCGAUGAUAUGGAGAGCUACUAUGACGCGUUGUUCGCAGUGCUUUCGUCUAUCCCAGAUGAAGUUUACAACAUGGCCAAACUGGAGCUUGCAAACGAAGAUUCCAAGCUCAAGCUCAACAUUCUCAAGGAACAAGAUAUGCUGAUCAAGGAAGAAGAGCAGCAGAACCGCAAGAUUACUGAAAGUGGAAGAUAUCUCGUGAAGGACGACAUCAAGCUGAGCGACUACGAAGAACAGGAGCAGGAGCAGGAGCAGCAGCAAGACAAAAGCCAAGACAAAAGCCAAGAGGAACAGCCAAACCAAGAACAAGUGAAAGAAAAUGAAGCCGAAUCAGUUGCAGCUGAAAUCGAAGCGCCCCAGAAGGAGAUCCGUGACGGGUUGGAGAAGUCGGAUUCCAAGAGUGUUGAGCAGGAGCAGAAAGAGAGGGCAAAGGCAUGA